AUGGCGUCCUCCUUUACCAUGCACAAAACGGGGAGUGCCAACACGGGCGGGGCGACAUGGCAUCUUUCCAAAACUGUCAACUACACCGAAAGCAUUCCGUGGCGGGCGCUCCGCAACGAAGCGAGAAGAGCCUACGAGUGGCUCCUCGAAGAGGGCGAGCAGGCCUGGACCCAACCCGGAACCGACGACGGGGCAUUGCUGGCGGCGGCGCUCUUCAUGCCCGGGAUCCACGGGGGCGCCAUCUACUACUCCUCCAUCUGCAGGGGCGAGAAGGCCACCUUCAUGAAGAGCGCCAACACCGGCAGACGCACUGCGCCGGCGUGGUACGCGGCCAACAACAACAACCCGAACCAGACACACUGCGAAGACGGCGUCUGCUUCGACUUUGAGGCCUACAACGGCCGCCUGGACGACACCGACCCGGAUAAGGUCCGAAUCACCACGAACGGCUACCUCCCACUCGACAGCCAGGGCCGCGCCCUCGUCCCGCAGAUUGCCGUCUUUGGCGUCCGAAGCCGGAAAUACUACCCCAUCGCAGCCCUGCAACAGCCGUGCGCGGAGGGCGAGUCCAACAGACCCAAGAUCCCCGUGUGUCAGGUGGUCCUGCCUCACCUGCGAGUCCGUGUAUGCACCCCGGCCAAGAUCCGCGAGGAAGAAGAGGCCGAACGAGCCCGAGCGGCCCGCGAGGCCAGACAAGGCGGCGGCGGCGGCGGCGGCGGCGGUGGUGGUGCUGGAGGGGCAGGCCAGGGCUACGGAGCGAGUGGCGGUGCAGGGUACGGUGGUGGAGGAGGCCGCGGUGGUGGCGGAGCGAAUGCUGGUGGCGGCGGACGGACCGGUGGCGGGGGAGGGGGCGGCGGCGCGAACCCGGCCGCGGACCUGCCCGGGAUGAUGACGAACAUGAAGAUAGGGGGCAAGGUCGACUGGAAGCAGGAUAGCAGAGGCGACUGGUACUACAAGGACAGCCGGGGCGACCGGGUGUAUGAGAAACCCGCGGCGAAGAAGGCAUCCGUCACGCAGCCUAAGAAGACAUCCGCUCAGCCAGAGUGGAAGCAGGACAGCAAAGGCGACUGGUACUAUAAGGACAGCCGGGGCGACCGGGUGUAUGAGAAGCCCCCCUCUAAGAAAGCAUCCGUCACCCAGCCUAAGAAGGUAUCCAUCCAGCCAAAGAAGUCCAGUGGCGUAGACUGGAAACAAGACAGCAGGGGCGACUGGUACUACAAGAACAGCCGCGGCGACAGAAUCUAUGAGACUGCAUAA
Chaetomium globosum CBS 148.51 is the source of this 1257-nucleotide messenger RNA. RefSeq lists its product as uncharacterized. The record is from RefSeq and is a predicted model, not a curated record. Lineage: Eukaryota; Fungi; Ascomycota; Sordariomycetes; Sordariales; Chaetomiaceae. The transcript has a single exon. The coding region runs from base 1 to 1257 and encodes 418 amino acids.